Messenger RNA from Coccomyxa subellipsoidea C-169, 2063 nucleotides. RefSeq lists its product as hypothetical. Bases 14 to 1918 code for a protein of 634 amino acids. Lineage: Eukaryota; Viridiplantae; Chlorophyta; Trebouxiophyceae; Coccomyxaceae. The record is from RefSeq and is a predicted model, not a curated record. Gene Ontology annotation, cellular component: membrane. The transcript has 9 exons. Gene Ontology annotation, biological process: transmembrane transport.
GGGAAAAGCGAACAUGUCUGCGCAUCACUUCUAUCAAACGUUGGAUGGUGGUUGUACGAAACAUUGUGCUCCUCAGUUGGUCACUCUUCGGAACUUUAGAGUGCCACUAUUUCACAGCACAAGAAAAUGUCAGCAACACGCCGCUCAGGCGCUUCAAAAACAGGGGUUUCGCAAAGCAUCUCGCAGGCGGCAGCUCUCAGUCUUAAGCUGCUCAGGAAAUCCAGCUGCAGGGGCAGCUAGACCAGCUGCAAAUGGCGAUCCUCGAAAGCCCACAACAGCAGGAAAGCAGGCACCAGAGGCAGCUGCUCCCUCCCGGGAUAGCUCAGCAGUGUCAUCCAAUGACCCACCAGCGCAGAGCUCCAGCCAGCAGGCAGAGCAGCAAGGCAGUCUUACAGGGCUCAAACCUUUUCAUGUUGCUGCCUUUGCAGCCAUACUAGCCUGUGGACUCGCGUUUUUGGCCGUCCUAUUGUACAUAACAGCCGACAUGCAGUUCCAGAGAGCCUGUAUAAAGGUGGUCAAGCGGCUGCUGAAGACGGUGGCCCUAAGGCAGGUCAUGGGCAUCCUAGCAGCUAUGACCUUUGUGCGAUUUGGACUUGAGCCUCUGGUCAAAGUGUUGAGGGGGAUCUUCUCAGCUCAAGGGUCCUGGGAAAAGUCAUCAGAAUACUAUAUCCUUCGCGAGGUGUACAGGCCGCUAGAAUUUCUGUUUUCCGUUGCAGCUUUCACGACUCUGGCAGAGAAUUUCUUGCCGCAGCUGAUAUCAAUUCCAAAAGCGAUGGUCCAGAAUUUGGUGAGGUCCACUCUGUCGCUCACAUUUGUCAUCGCGGCAGCCAGGGUGGUGUUCAACGUGAAGGCACGCAUGACACGGGAGGCAACGUGGCAGCUGGAGCUGAAGGGAGAUCUCACCAAGCAGCGCCGGGUGGAGGCAGUUGACAAGCUCCUGUCUGUUCUGACAUUGCUGGUGGCAUCUGUGUUCGGCCUGCAAGCCAUUGGGCUUGAUGUGAAUUCCGUGCUGGCGAUUGGUGGAGUUGGUGGUCUGGCGGUGGGUCUGGCUGGGCGUGAGAUCCUGGAGAACCUGUUCACUGGGCUCAUCAUCUUGUCGUCCAGCCCUUUUGAAGUGGGCGACGAAGUGCUCUUCUCUCCUCCCAGCGGGCAGGUGGUGGAGGGUAUCGUGGUGGAUGUGGGCUGGUAUCGCACGACAAUCAGAAGCUUCGAGCGUGAGAUCUUCAAUAUCCCCAAUUCCGUCUUCUCGCGCAAUGUGGUCCUCAACAUCACGCGCAAGCAGCGGGAGUGGCGGUUCUACGAAUUCAUCGGUCUGCGAGUGGAUGAUGUUGGCAAAGCUUCUGCGGUGGUGGCAGAUAUGCGCAAGAUCAUUCGCCAGGAUCCGCGCAUCAUUCAGAAGCUUCACCGCCGUGUCUUCUUUGACAAGUUGACACGGGAGCAGGUGACCAUCUACGUCUCUUUCUAUGUGGAGGCAGCCAAUCGAGAUGCGUUCAUGUCCAUCAAGCAAGAUCUGCUGCUUGCCUUCAUCGACUGCGUGGACAGGAAUGGCGCCAAGCUCGCAAAGCAGCGGCUAGAGGUUGAGGUGGCCCCAUCCCAGAUGGCUGCCUCAUCGCAGCGUCCUGCAUCUUCGGGCGUGAACGAUGGCGCUGCGUCCUCGCAGAAGGCUCUGCCUGAAGGCAAGGCAGGCAGCCAGCAGGCACCUGUGGAUGUAUCACUGACCCCUCCUGGCACGUCAUCCUCUUCUGGCAGCAGUGCAGCUCCAGAGACAGAGCGCGCCGGCACCAGCAGCAACGUUGUACCCAGCACGGAUCCGCUGCGUUCUGCUGUAGCAGCUGCGUCUGGUCUUGUGGUCGCUGACAAUAUGUCGAGUGAUGAGCAACCAGGCUCAAUGAUGACGGCGAGUUUUGAUGUUUUAUAGGAGCAUGCCUGGCGUCCGUCUAAGUCAUAGUCUACUUGCAGAUAGCAUGUUUUCUGAUUUCUUUGUGUGAGCCCAACUUAACGUAUGUUCCUGGAGUCUUUAGUCUUGCACCCUGCAUUUUACUUAUCUUGUAAAAUAGGCUUUC